UCUUCGAAAAGCGGACGUGGCAAUCUAAAGGUAGCGGACGACGCAAAGCGCGCAAAUCAAUCACAAAUUUUGUUUGGACUCUCAAAAAAACGUUAUCAGUGGACUACAGUGUUUCAGUGUGUGAGCAAGAGAGAGAAGGAUAUACGAAAGCAACAAGCGACAAGCAAAAGAAAAAACAAAACAACAACAAGCAACAGUAAAAGAAGUGAUAAAGGAGGCGGCCUGAAGGCCAACACCGAGCACCGCGCCGUUUCCCCCCGUGCACAACCCGUGCACCGCACCCCGCUUCGAGGGCGCCGUCUAAAAGUUUUUUCGCCUAGCCCCGAGCAGCGCUUCUGUAGGCGCAAAAGGCCGCAACCAUUCCUAUGCCAGCCCGCAAGGGGCUGUUAGCGCCCCAAAACACAUUCCUGGACACAAUUGCCACACGCUUCGAUGGCACGCACUCGAACUUUGUGCUCGGCAAUGCGCAGGCAAAUGGCAAUCCAAUUGUUUAUUGCUCGGAUGGGUUCGUGGAUUUGACAGGAUAUUCACGCGCGCAAAUUAUGCAAAAGGGCUGCUCAUGUCAUUUCCUUUACGGGCCGGAUACAAAGGACGAGCACAAACAGCAAAUUGAGAAAAGUCUCUUAAGCAAAAUGGAACUAAAGUUGGAAGUUAUUUUCUACAAAAAGGAAGGUGCUCCAUUUUGGUGUCUGUUUGAUAUUGUGCCCAUUAAGAAUGAGAAGCGCGAUGUCGUCCUGUUCCUUGCCUCGCACAAGGACAUCACACACACCAAGAUGCUGGAGAUGAAUGUGAACGAGGAAUGUGAUAGCGUUUUUGCCCUUACAGCUGCACUCCUGGGCGCUAGAUUUCGUGCCGGCUCAAAUGCCGGCAUGCUCGGGUUGGGCGGUCUCCCCGGCUUGGGUGGCCCAGCAAAUGGCGAUGGAGGCGACGCGGAGGCCGGCGAGGGUAAUAAUUUGGAUGUACCUGCCGGCUGUAAUAUGGGACGACGCCGAAGUCGUGCGGUGCUCUAUCAGCUAUCCGGUCAUUACAAGCCCGAAAAGGGCGGCGUCAAGACCAAAUUAAAGCUGGGAAAUAAUUUCAUGCAUUCAACUGAGGCUCCGUUUCCCGAAUACAAGACGCAAUCGAUAAAGAAGUCUCGCUUAAUUCUUCCCCAUUAUGGCGUAUUCAAAGGCAUCUGGGAUUGGGUUAUACUGGUCGCAACCUUCUAUGUGGCAUUGAUGGUGCCAUACAAUGCGGCAUUUGCCAAAGCGGAUCGCCAGACUAUGGUUUCCGAUGUGAUUGUGGAGGCGCUUUUCAUUGUAGAUAUUUUAUUGAAUUUCCGAACAACCUUUGUCUCGCGCAAAGGUGAAGUCGUAUCCAAUUCCAAGCAGAUUGCCAUCAAUUAUUUCCGUGGAUGGUUUGCUUUGGAUUUAUUGGCUGCCCUGCCCUUUGAUCAUCUAUAUGCAUCCGAUUUGUACGACGGCGAGGAAUCGCAUAUUCAUCUUGUCAAAUUGACGCGUCUGCUGCGACUGGCGAGGCUAUUGCAAAAAAUUGAUCGAUAUUCACAGCACACGGCCAUGAUUUUGACUUUGUUGAUGUUCUCCUUUACACUGGCGGCCCACUGGCUGGCCUGCAUCUGGUAUGUCAUUGCGGUAAAGGAGUACGAGUGGUUUCCCGAGAGCAACAUUGUCUUGUUCACAGGUUGGCUGCAGCUGCUCGCCGAGAGAAAGAAUGCCUCCGUUGCCAUACUGACAACGGCGGAAACUUACUCGACUGCGUUGUAUUUCACAUUCACCAGUCUCACUUCGGUGGGAUUUGGCAAUGUGUCGGCGAAUACAACGGCCGAGAAGGUCUUCACCAUUAUAAUGAUGUUGAUUGGCGCUCUGAUGCAUGCUGUGGUGUUCGGUAACGUGACGGCCAUUAUACAACGCAUGUACUCACGUCGCUCCCUUUAUGAGAGCAAAUGGCGGGACCUGAAGGAUUUCGUGGCUCUGCAUAAUAUGCCCAAGGAGCUGAAGCAGCGCAUUGAGGACUACUUUCAAACGUCAUGGUCACUCAGCCAUGGCAUUGAUAUCUACGAGACGCUGCGCGAAUUUCCGGAGGAGCUGCGAGGCGAUGUCUCCAUGCAUCUACAUCGUGAAAUAUUACAGCUGCCGAUAUUUGAGGCUGCCUCUCAGGGUUGCUUGAAAUUGUUGUCGCUGCACAUAAAGACAAACUUCUGUGCACCCGGCGAAUACUUAAUACACAAAGGCGAUGCACUCAACUAUAUAUACUAUCUGUGCAAUGGCUCCAUGGAGGUGAUCAAAGACGAUAUGGUUGUUGCCAUUUUGGGUAAGGGCGAUCUCGUGGGUUCGGAUAUAAAUGUGCAUCUGGUUGCGACCAGCAACGGACAAAUGACCGCCACCACCAACAGCGCUGGACAGGAUGUUGUCGUCCGCAGCAGCAGCGACAUAAAGGCGCUCACCUACUGCGAUCUGAAGUGCAUCCAUAUGGGCGGUCUGGUUGAGGUGCUGCGACUUUAUCCAGAGUACCAGCAGCAGUUUGCCAACGACAUACAGCACGACUUGACGUUCAAUUUGCGCGAAGGGUACGAGAAUCAGGAAUCAGAUAUUGGACCCACAUUUCCAUUGCCCAGCAUCAGUGAGGAUGACGAGAAUCGAGAGGAUGGUGACUGCGCCGGGGAACAGGACAAGGAGAAUGGCAAUGGCGGUGGUGCGGGCGGUGCAGGAGCUGCAGCCGGUGGCCCGAUGUCCGCCUCCCCAUCGCCGCAUCACAGCAUCAGCCGUUCGCCGCUGUUGGGCAUGAGUAGUCCGCGACAUCAGCGAUUACAUCAGCGUGGUCGCUCUUUGAUUACGUUGCGCGAGACGAACAAGCGACAGCGUCCUUUGAAUAUGGCCAACAGCUUGGAUCGCGGCUCUUUCGAGGAGGUGGAGCCCCUCGCAGAGGAGGAGGGAAGUGGCGGUGGUAAGCGGCCCUCGCUUGAGCGCCUUGAUUCGCAGGUAUCGACGCUGCAUCAGGAUGUCGCGCAGCUGAGCGUUGAGGUGCGCAAUGCCAUUAGCGCCCUACAGGAAAUGACCUAUUCAUCGUCGGCCGCGAUGAACUCUCAUGGUUCACUCAAGUUUCCCCCCGCUCGCUCCAUACCCAACAUCAGUGGCGUUGCCGCAGGGCAACGUCUGGGUUUGGCUGCUGGCUGUGAUGUGCCAUUGAUGGAUGGCAAUCUGGCGAUGGCAGCCAGCGAGGCUGCUGCCAUGCAACGUUGCCUUUCACAUCCGCCCGAAGUUUGGGGCCGUGAAAUGCAGUUGCAACCAUCGAUUGCCACGGUCACGGCGCCCAGCUCGAAGGCCGCAUCGCCGGCCAGUGUAGAGGCCACGACGAAGACGAGUCGCAGCUGUCAAACCGAUUUCUAUCGCAUUGAUUUUCCCACCUUCGAGCGCUUUGUGCUGGCAAAUCCGCGUUUAGUGCUCGGCCUGCUGGGCAUUGAGCCGGCCAUCAAGAAUGAAAUUGAGUUGCUGCAACAGAAGCAGACCUUGCAAAUUUCGCCCUUGAAUACAAUCGAUGAGUGCGUUUCGCCGCUGGCCGUGGAGCCGAGUUUAAGCAGCUCCAAGGAGCGUUUGCUUGGUACUCAAGCGCCAACGGCAGGACGCGUCUAUCCGCCGUUGGAUGAUGAGAAUUCCAACGACUUCCGCUGGACUAUGAAGCAUUCCGCUAGUCAUCAGAGCUGCUGCAAGAGCACCGAUGCGCUUCUGAGCACCGAGGAACAGGCAUUGGUUGGCCAAGAGCAACAACAGUUGCACGAACAGCAGCAGCAGCAGUUGUUGCAACAACAGCAGCAGCAACAGCAGCAGCCGCAGCGCAGCAAACGCAGCAUGCGACGCAGUGGCAGCGGAGGCAGCAACUCAAGUCUGUCGAGCAGCAGUUCCAGUUCAAAUUGCCUCGUCUCACAGAGCACCGGCAAUCUAACCACCACCAAUGCAUCGGUGCACUGCAGCAACAGCACGCACAGUGUGGCAAAUACGCGACGUGCCUCCUGGAAGUUGCAACACUCUCGCAGCGGCGAAUAUCGCCGUCUAUCCGAGGCGAAUGCGGAGUACUCGCCGCCAGCCAAAUUACCCCUGGCCAUGCCCAUGACGGUGGCAGCUGCUGUCGGUUAUGGACAGGACGAUGAGGAGGAAAGUGUGGAGCUGUUGGGACCGAGACGCGGCUCACGCAGCAGCAGCGUCGCCAUGGUUGAUGUGGGCAGCGGUGAGCCAGGGAAUGGCAAUGGCAUUGGCAUUGUCACUGCCACGAAUGUGACAACGGGCAACACCACGAGCAACGGCAAACAGCAGCGAAGUCGUGUGCUGUUGGGCGUUAACCAGGCGCAGGCACAAACAAUGAGUUUUCGCUUUUCAGCCGGCGAUGCGGACAAAUUGGAGAAAGGACUUCGCGGUCUGCCAUCCACGCGCUCCCUCAGAGAUCCCAGCGUCAAAUAAGGCGAACGACCGAACAUUGUUUAUGGCUGGCAUUUGUGUUUUGGCAGCUGGCAGUGGAAUUGGAGAGGGACGGACGUGUGCAUGUAGAUGGGAGUUGAGAGGAAUCUCCAAUGUUUGCCAUAUGUAGACAGACAGAGAGAAAGAGAGAGAGAGGGACGUGUCUGUAUUCGUGUAUUCGUUUACAUGCAUGCCGACGUGCGUGAUUUAUUUCCUAAUUAAUACUGAAAUACGAAGACGCUUGUACUUUUAAUAUCUUUAAGAUACAGUUACAACACACUAAAACACACACACACACAUAUAUACACACAACUAGCAGACUUCGGUUUGAUUAUCAAUUUAGCAGUAAAUAAGUUUUGUUCGAUUUGCUUAAUUUGAUGCUGAGAGCUAGAUUAACUAAUGAAACUGAUUGCCGACAGCUGUUUCAGUUAGUCAGCAGAAAGUUGCUUCAAGCUCCGAUAUUACUUUCAUAUCCUGAGCCUACAAUUGAUCAUAAAAUUUUAGAUUUAAGUAGCUUUCAAAGAACUUCUACUUUAGUGUAAGCAAAUGAUCAACAUUAACACUACAUACAUAUUAAUUGAUAGCAUAUCAGAUGAUCACAAACAUAUUCUAUUUUUUGAUGAUGCAAAUAACUCAAGUGUAUCUUUGGGGCUGUCAACGAGAAGUGCAAAAGAAAAGUUCAAUAAAUCGAAAAUAUAUUUAUCUGUCAUUGCAUUUAUGCAUAACACUCUCAUAUUAAAACAAUUGCAAUUAAAAUAGUAGUAUUAACAAUUCAAUGCAUAUAAACAAAAAUAUAAUAUAUCUGAAUGUUAAAUGUCAACUACAGGAAAAUUGGUGUAUUUAUGUAUAAUAUGGAAACAUCUAUAUACAUUAAUAGAUUUUAUGUUUGUUGCGAACAAUUUAAAAAUAUAAACAAAUUAGACCUAAACAUGUUGAGAAAAUUCGUGUCAAGUUUAAUAGUUAGGUUGCGUGUAAGAUAUAAAUUUUUAGCUGGUUGAAAAAAUAUAAAAACAAAAGUGAAGCGAAGAAUAUAUUAAAUAUUUAUAAAUAAACAAAAUAAAUAAAAUCUAAGUUAUUUGACAAUCGUUUGCGCUAAAAAAUGAACAACAACAAGAAAUUACUAUUUUGCUUAUAAAGUGAAAUAAUUGAAUUUGUGAUUUCAAAAUAUAUCUGUAGAAUGUUUAGAGGGGCAUGCAACAUCUAUUUUUUUAAGAAAUGCCAAUGAAAAUAUCAGUGAAAGUUGAUAAGGUGUAAAUACUAAUUAAACAAAUUCUAUGUUAAUACUCUUAAGUGAUAGUUGAUAAAUAAAUAAUCUGGUGUAAAUACCGCUAAAGAUAAGGAACUCUGUAAAUUUCUAAACGUUUAUUGUAUAUAUGUAUAUUCAUAUUGUAAAUGUUCCCAACAAACUAUAAAGACUUGUGCUUCAUUCUAUGCUCGAUGUAAGGCACUCUACGAUAAUACUAUAUUAAAUUUAAACAAAAAGUACAUACGACUUUUAUAUGUACUUGUAUAUUAAACAAAAAAAUAGAAAGAAAUACAUAUAUACAGAUACUCGAUGUGUUUUAACCGGACGAAACUUCAGCUUAAACAUAAGCAGCAUCAAUUGUAAUUGUAUGUACUGUAGUUUUAAAGUAAAAUAAUAUAUUUAUAUAUACUAUAUAGUAUAUAAAAAUACUCUAUCUAUGUUAUAGAUUUUGGUCAAUAAGUUCAGCGGGGAGCUCUUGAACGUUUUUAAAUGUUUUAAUUAAUGUUAUUACACAAAAAGAAAAAGAACAAAUGAAAUAUUCAAU
Molecule: messenger RNA, 6238 nt
Organism: Drosophila sulfurigaster albostrigata
Lineage: Eukaryota; Metazoa; Arthropoda; Insecta; Diptera; Drosophilidae
Gene: Elk
Product: potassium voltage-gated channel subfamily H member 8
Exons: 17
Coding region: 366-4451 (1361 amino acids)
Biological process (GO): potassium ion transmembrane transport; regulation of membrane potential
Cellular component (GO): membrane
Molecular function (GO): voltage-gated potassium channel activity
Source: RefSeq, a predicted model, not a curated record